Molecule: messenger RNA, 531 nt
Organism: Ogataea angusta
Lineage: Eukaryota; Fungi; Ascomycota; Pichiomycetes; Pichiales; Pichiaceae
Exons: 1
Coding region: 1-531 (176 amino acids)
Source: RefSeq, a predicted model, not a curated record
AUGAAUUUUCCUCCAGACGAUAUCAAAAUUCUCGUCGAGGAGAUCGCCGAACUGCUUCUGGCGCGCAAACAGACACUCUCAGUGAGCGAAGGUGCGUGCGGCGGACUUUUGAGCGCCUACCUGAUCUCGCUGCCCGGCGCAUCCAAAUUUUUCGACGGAGGCCGCUUGGUGUAUAGCCUCAAGUCUCGGCUCAAACUGAGCGGCUGGAACACGGACCAGAUCAGAGACUACACGGGGCCGAGCGAGGCAGUGGUGCUGCGCCUGGCCAGGAACCUGCGGAUCGAGUUUGGGUCCACAUACGUGCUGUCGGAGUCGGGUUUUGCUGGGCCGUCCACUAGUGUCGGACUAGGGGACCAGGAGAGCAUCACCGACUCCUCGAAGCAGGGAGUGGUUUAUCUCGGGAUCAGCGGGCCCUACGGAGACAGAUCGUGCACAGUGAGCACGGGAAGCGAGGACAGGUCUGAGAACAUGCAAUUGUUUGCCAAGAAGGGGUUGGAAUUUCUCCUCAGGGUGCUGAGGACGGAGGGGUGA